Molecule: messenger RNA, 1413 nt
Organism: Pseudopodoces humilis (Tibetan ground-tit)
Lineage: Eukaryota; Metazoa; Chordata; Aves; Passeriformes; Paridae
Gene: SLC61A1
Product: solute carrier family 61 member 1
Biological process (GO): molybdate ion transport
Cellular component (GO): membrane
Molecular function (GO): molybdate ion transmembrane transporter activity
Source: RefSeq, a predicted model, not a curated record
CAUGGGGACAGGAAGCGGAAGUGGCUCCGCGGAGGCGCCGUGGGGCAGCUGCGGCUCCGCUGGGGACCGGGGGCCCUUCUGAGCCCACUCCCCACCAUGUUUCUGCUGCCUUGCUCCGCCCUCGCCCUCCUCCUGCUUACCUUCCUGGCUCUGGAGUCACCCCCGCGCCGCCCCUCACCCUCCAACCCUGCGUUCUGCCGCUUCCAGCGGGAAUUCCUGCUGGGAUACCUCCCAGCGCUGGCUGCGGACUGGCUGCAGGGCCCACUGCUGUUCCAGCUGCUGCAUAGCCGAGGCUUCCUGCGCAGCCAGAUCGCUGCCCUCUACUCCUGCGGCUUUGCCUCCAACGUCACCUUUGGCCUUGUCUCUGGAGCUUUUGUGGAUCGGCUUGGCCGGAAAAAGUCCUGUGUGUUGUCCUCGGGGCUGUGCUCCAUUUCCUGCCUGCUGCAGCUCUCCCAGGAUUUCCUGGCACUGGCAGCUGGCCGGGUCCUGGCGGGGCUCGGCACCUCUCUGCUCUUCUCUGCCUUUGAGUCGUGGUACAUCCAUGAGCACCUGGAGCGCCAUGACUUCCCAGCCGAGUGGAUUCCCAGCACCUUCUCCCGUGUGGCCCUCUGGAACAGUGGCCUGGCCAUGGCAGCUGGCCUGGUAGCAGAGCUGGUGGCUGAGGGGCUGGCGCUGGGCCCUGUGGCCCCAUUCCUGGUGGCCGUGCCCUUCCUGGCGCUCUCAGGGAUCUUUGCUGGGAAAAACUGGGAUGAAAACUAUGGGAAGAGCCGGCCCUGCAGUAAGGCCUGUGGAGAAGGCCUUCGGGGCCUCCUAUCUGAUCCGCGGGCGCUGCUCCUGGGGCUGGUCCAGGCCCUCGUGGAGAGCAUCCUCCUCAUCUUUGCCUUCCUUUGGACACCUGUCCUGGAGCCGCAUGGGAUCCCACUGGGAAUUGCCUUCUCGGGAUUCAUGGCUGCCAGUGCUGUGGGCUCAGCCCUGUUCCGGCGUGGAGUCACUGGGAGGCUCCGGCUGCAGCCGCUGCAGCUCCUGCCCAGCUCUGUCCUACUCCUGGCGUUGGCUCUUCUGGUCCUGGCACUGCCACUGUACCCACCCUGUGACUUCCUUGCCGUGCUUCUGCUGCAGCUCUCCUGUGGGAUUUACUUCCCAGCCAUGGCAUUCCUGCGGCGCCGGAUGGAGCGGGGAGGGGAUGCAGCAGGAGGAGCGCGGUGGCUGCGGCUGCCCCUUGGCCUGGGGGUGUCACUGGUGCUGCCAGCACUGCCUGGGGACCCCAUGGGGACACGGGGGGUGUUUGGGGCCGUGGCCCUGGCGGCGCUGGUGGCACUGGGAGCAGCUGGGGGGGUCCUGGGCACCACCCGUGGGGAUGAGGGGCUGAAGGUAGGGGGCGAGGGGCUGCUCGAGGGGGACACUGGGGAAUGA